Molecule: messenger RNA, 1548 nt
Organism: Aplosporella prunicola CBS 121167
Lineage: Eukaryota; Fungi; Ascomycota; Dothideomycetes; Botryosphaeriales; Aplosporellaceae
Exons: 3
Coding region: 151-1410 (419 amino acids)
Biological process (GO): 'de novo' NAD+ biosynthetic process from L-tryptophan
Cellular component (GO): cytoplasm
Molecular function (GO): metal ion binding; heme binding; indoleamine 2,3-dioxygenase activity
Source: RefSeq, a predicted model, not a curated record
CGCUCGGACUGUCCAAGCUGGCGUCUGAGAUAAUCGCGUGAGAUCGCGGACGCAGCCUAGCGAUGAUCAAGGAUAUGAGUAACAUAUUAACCGUCUCUCCUUUCCGGCUCUCCUUUACUACUAACCUUCUCCAACGCUCCACAAACCAUAAUGCUCCCUUCGCUCGAAUUCGAUCUUGAGGCUUACGCUAUCUCUCCUCGUAACGGCUUCUUGCCGGGUAGUCCGCCGCUGCAGCGGUUGACGGACCCAUACUACAAGCCGUGGGAAGCGAUCGUCGGCAAGCUUCCAGAGCUCCUGCGCAGUGGCCAACUGGUCGCGGAGGUGUACAAACUGCCGGUGCUAGAAACGUCGAACCUUAAAGAUGAACGUGAAUGGAGAAGAGCUUAUUCUGUGCUUGGCUUUCUCACGCAUGCGUUUAUAUGGGGAGCUGCAAGUCCAUCAGAGGUCCUUCCUGUCCCUAUCGCUCGCCCGUUUAUCGAUGUGGCAAAUCACCUCGGUCUCCCGCCUACUGCCACAUACGCGGGGCUCAAUCUGUGGAACUGGUCGGCGCAACCCGGCAGUUCCCUCUCCGACCCAGCUACCUUGAGCGUGAUACAAACCCUCACAGGCACCGACGAUGAAUCAUGGUUCUAUCUAAUAUCCGUAUCGAUGGAAGCAGUGGGUGCGCGCACAGUACCCAGCAUGCUGCAAGCGAUCGAGGCGGCGCGGAAAAACGACCACUGGAAAGUCGUGCACGGCCUCAACUCGAUGCGGUUCUGCAUUCAAGAGCUUGGGUUGCUUUUGGAGAGGAUGUACGAACGGUGCGACCCCGCCGUCUUCUACCACCAGAUCCGGCCGCUUCUCGCAGGGAGCAAAGGCAUGGCUGCGGCAGGCCUGCCUCGAGGCGUAUUUUACAGUGAAGGAGACGGCAAGGGCCAGUGGCGCGAGUACAGUGGCGGAAGUAAUGCGCAGAGCUCGCUUAUCCAGUUCUUGGAUGUCGUAUUGGGCGUACAACACUACUCCGCGGGUGGCGUCUCCAAGGAAAGCUACAUACAAGACAUGAGAAACUACAUGCCUGGCCCCCACAGACGCUUCCUCCAAAACCUCACCCGCACAACCAAUAUCCGGGAGUACGCCCUAAACCCAACCACAGACCCAACGGUACUGGCCGCGUACAACGCGACAGUGGAAGCGCUUGCCGCAUUCCGGGACAUCCAUAUCCGGCUCGUGACGAGAUACAUUAUUGCGCCGUCACGGAAGCCGGCGCGGCCACAAGACGCCAAUAUGACGAACUUGGCGACGAUUUCGCAUGUGAAGGAUGAGGAGAAAACGACUGAGCCUCACGUGCUCUAUGGCACGGGUGGCACGGCGCUGAUUCCGUUUCUGAAGCGCACGAGAGAUGAAACUAAGGCUGCGGCGAGUGAGGGUUAAGGCGUUUGGGUGUUUGGGUUGAAGGUUUAUUCCCCUUGAGUCGAUGUUUGGCUCUCUGUACGUCGGAUUAUUUGAACUUUUUGGGAAAGACAUUGUCAUAUACGCAAGUGGCUGAGAUAACAAAAACGAGGAGGUAGC